ACUGAAUUUAAGCAGCGCUCCUGACCGGGUAGCAUCAUCAGAGAGAGAAAGAGACAACCAAUUCGACAUGAGUCUGACUGAGAAAGACAAAGCUGCUGUCAAGGCCCUCUGGGCCAAGGUCUCCAAGUCUUUGGAUGCUGUUGGAGCAGAAGCUUUGGGCAGGAUGCUCCUCGUGUAUCCGCAAACCAAGACCUACUUCUCCCACUGGCCAGACCUGAGCCCCGGCUCUGCCCCCCUGCUGAGUCACGGAAAGCUGAUCAUGGCUGGAGUCACUGAAGCCGUGGCCAAGAUUGACAACCUGAGCACCGGCCUGCUGGAACUGAGUGAGCUGCACGCCUUCAAGCUGAGGGUGGAUCCAGCCAACUUCAAGAUCCUGGCCCAGUCCGUUAUGGUGGUGAUCGCAGCCAUGUUCCCUAAUGAUUUCACCCCAGAAGUUCAUGUCGCCUUCGACAAAUUCAUGUCCAACGUGGCCCUGGCUCUCUCUGAGAGAUAUCGUUGAGAUGUCGGCAGCGGAAAGCGCAGUGCAUGACCAUUAAAGUCAUGGUGGAAAAAAAUGAUGAAUAAAAUGCAUCCAGCCAAAAAUGA
Molecule: messenger RNA, 585 nt
Organism: Archocentrus centrarchus (flier cichlid)
Lineage: Eukaryota; Metazoa; Chordata; Actinopteri; Cichliformes; Cichlidae
Gene: hbae5
Product: hemoglobin, alpha embryonic 5
Exons: 3
Coding region: 68-499 (143 amino acids)
Biological process (GO): hydrogen peroxide catabolic process; oxygen transport
Cellular component (GO): haptoglobin-hemoglobin complex; hemoglobin complex; blood microparticle
Molecular function (GO): haptoglobin binding; oxygen carrier activity; heme binding
Source: RefSeq, a predicted model, not a curated record